Molecule: messenger RNA, 1572 nt
Organism: Penicillium angulare
Lineage: Eukaryota; Fungi; Ascomycota; Eurotiomycetes; Eurotiales; Aspergillaceae
Product: permease of the major facilitator superfamily
Exons: 3
Coding region: 1-1572 (523 amino acids)
Biological process (GO): transmembrane transport
Cellular component (GO): membrane
Molecular function (GO): transmembrane transporter activity
Source: RefSeq, a predicted model, not a curated record
AUGGAGCGCGCUGGAAAUACUAUCUCAGACAUGGAGCUGAUGGGGGAGAAGGCGGAAAUGACGCAUGAAGAGACGGUUCACCUCGCUGAGCUGAGUACAGAGGAGAAGGUGAUUGAGAAAAAGCUUCGCCGUCGCAUAGACUUUUUGAUUAUGCCACUCGUUAUUCUAGUUUAUUUGAUGAACUACAUUGAUUGUACUAAUCACCUCACCAUUCCUAGAAAUAAUUAUGCCGCUGCAAAGCUCCAAGGGCUUGAGACCGAUCUUAAUUUAAACGGCCAACAAUACCAGACCGGUCUUUCUAUUUUAUUCGUUGCCUACAUCCUCAUGCAAGUCCCGUCGAAUCUGCUUCUGAAUUACAUGGGCCGACCAUCAAUUUACCUCGGAUUCUUUGUGGUCGCAUGGGGGCUUGUCUCAGCCUGCACCAGCCAGGUCAAAGGCUAUGGCAGUAUUGUUGCUUGUCGAUUCAUUUUGGGACUUGUUGAGGCACCUUUCUUUGCCGGAGUUCUAUUUUAUCUCUCGAAAUGGUAUACCCGAGGCGAACUAGCCUUUCGAAUGAGUCUCUUCUACUCAGGCUCCUUGAUAAGCGGCGCAUUUGGUAACUUGAUCGCUGCUGGAAUUUUAAGUGGUCUUGCUGGUGCACGAGGAAUGGCAGCAUGGCAAUGGCUCUAUAUAAUUGAAGGUGCAAUAACUGUCUUCAUAGGCAUUAUCAUAUGCUUCAUCCUACCAGACUUCCCCGAUACGUGGCGAAUACUUUCGCCUGAAAUGCGGGCUGUUGCUGUCCGAAGACUUGCAAUCGAGGCAGCCGAGGCAGAUGUUGAUGACCAGACCAAUGCUGGUUUGAGCCAACUGAAGGGAUUAAAAUUGGCCUUGACCGAUACUAAGACCUACGUCUUCGCCUUUGCAUACAUGUGCAUCGCCGGAGGUGGUGGUUUUCAAUAUUUCUUCCCAACACUAGCAGAAACCCUAGGGUACAACAACACCAUCUCCCUAUUGUUGGUCGCGCCACCAUAUGUCUUUAUGGUCUUUUAUAGUCUCUUUCACAGUUGGCUAUCAGAUAGACUUGGUAUACGUUUUUGGUUCUUCUUCUAUCCCAUCCCAAUUACAAUCAUCGGAUUCAUUAUAUUCAUGACAACGGACUCCUUUGGUCCUCGAUAUUUCUCUCUGUUCUUGAUGAACUUCAUAUUCGCUCAGAAUAGCUCUAUCUUUUCUUGGUUGGCAACCUCUAUGCCUCGACCGCCAGCAAAAAGAGCCGCCGCGUACGCGUUCUUUAAUUCCAUUGGAAAUUCAGCGACUAUUUGGACACCGUACACAUACUAUGACUCUCAAGGGCGCCAUUAUCCAGUUGCACUUGGAAUUUGCAUUGCAUUGCAAGUUCUCGCAGGGCUGUCUGCUAUUUUUAUGUAUUUCCAUCUUCGUGCGCUUAACAAGCGCCAAGAGCGACUUGAGAAUGAGACUGGAGAGGUGCAGCUCACUGAAAAAGAAUUAAGGAGGCUUCAAAUUACGGCUGAGUAUGAAGGAAUUGAUAUUGCUGCAGCUCGGCGACUGCAGAAAGGCUUCCGAUAUAUGCUUUGA